Messenger RNA from Dipodomys spectabilis (banner-tailed kangaroo rat), 1657 nucleotides. RefSeq names its product reticulocalbin 2 (gene Rcn2). Gene Ontology annotation, molecular function: calcium ion binding. The record is from RefSeq and is a predicted model, not a curated record. Lineage: Eukaryota; Metazoa; Chordata; Mammalia; Rodentia; Heteromyidae. The transcript is spliced from 7 exons. Gene Ontology annotation, cellular component: endoplasmic reticulum. Bases 16 to 978 code for a protein of 320 amino acids.
CGGCGGGCCGGCGCCAUGCGGCUGGAUCCGGGGCCCGCGGCGCUGGCUGUGGCGGCGAUGCUGUUGCUGCGCGCCGCGGCGGCCGGCGCGGGCCAGGCCGAGGAGCUGCACUACCCGCAGGGCGAGCACCGCGCCGACUACGACCGCGAGGCGCUGCUGGGCGUCCAGGAAGACGUCGAUGAAUAUGUCAAACUCGGUCCCGAAGAGCAGCAAAAAAGACUGCAGGCGAUCAUAAAGAAAAUUGACUCGGACUCCGACGGCUUUCUCACUGAAGGUGAACUCAGCCAGUGGAUUCAGAUGUCUUUUAAGCAUUAUGCCAUGCAGGAGGCCAAACAGCAGUUUGUGGAAUACGAUAAAAACAGUGAUGGGACGGUGACAUGGGACGAGUACAACAUUCAGAUGUACGACCGAGUGAUCGACUUCGAUGACAGCACAGCCCUGGACGACGCGGAGGAGGAGUCCUUUAGACAGCUUCAUUUAAAGGACAAGAAGCGAUUUGAAAAAGCGAAUCAGGAUUCGAGCCCUGGUUUGAGCCUUGAAGAAUUCAUUGCUUUUGAACAUCCUGAAGAAGUUGAUUAUAUGACGGAGUUCGUCAUUCAGGAGGCUUUAGAAGAACAUGACAAAAACGGUGAUGGCUUUGUUAGUUUAGAAGAAUUUCUUGGUGAUUACAGACGGGAUCCAACUGCAAACGAAGAUCCUGAGUGGAUACUUGUUGAGAAAGACAGAUUUGUGAAUGACUACGACAAAGACAGUGACGGCAGGCUUGAUCCCCAGGAGCUGCUGUCCUGGGUGGUACCCAAUAAUCAGGGCAUUGCCCAAGAGGAGGCCGUUCAUCUGAUUGGUGAGAUGGAUUUGAACGGGGACAAGAAGCUGUCUGCAGAGGAGGUUCUGGAGAGCCAGGACUUGUUUCUCACCAGCGAGGCCACAGAUUACGGGCGGCAGCUGCACGAUGACUACUUCUACCACGAUGAGCUCUGAGCACCACUGCAGCCUGGACCGCAUCCGUUCAGAACUUCUGACCAGCUUUACUUUUGUGAUAAAAUAUUGACAGAUUUUACACUCUUCAGUCUAACUACAGCCAAAAGGAUCUCCAUGUAGGUUGUCAUUUUGGCUUCUAGAAGAAAAAAAAAAACAACAAAAACCUGAUAUUUGUUUCAAGAUGUAUUUGAAGAAGUUAAACAUUAAUAUUGUGCCAUGUGGCCAUACAUUCUUUCCUAAACACGCCAUCUGUUUAGUUCAGCCUUGUGGAAUAUUUCAAUUCUUUCUCUGUACUUGAAAAAAAAAUGGAGGAUUUUAGACCUGCUUAAACAAUAUUAUUAUUUAAGUAGUUUGUGACAGCUCUGCAGGUUCCUUUGGUACUAAGUAGAUCUAAUUGGGAAACUGACAGGAAGACCAGUGUGUUUAGAUUUAGGGGUUUUUUUUGUUUUGUUUUUAAGGAAUUUUCAAAAAAUGUAAACCUCACGUUCAUGUUGCAUUUGACUUAAUUUUAAAAUGGUUUCUCUAAAGGGUUCUGUCGUAUGAAAUAGAACUUUAUAUUUUUGCAUAUGUAUAGAUAGUAAUUAUAUUUAAUGUAUAACUAUAGCAUUAUGGUGAGUGGCAUUUGACAUGUCCCAGCCCUUUUUGGUUUUGACCGAUUAAAGAUGAACUUCCUUUUGUA